UGUACAGUCAACACUGUUUGGUGACUGAAGUCAGUAUCCAAUCUUAACCCAACACCCAAAACCUGGAUUUUCCUUUGGAUCUGAGCAAAUCCCUCCUUCCUCGAGUACAUCAUAUCCCUCUUAUUUUGUGUGAUUCCAGUUACAUGGGCUUCCUCAGUCCCUGGCUCUGCUCAAUCCCUCCAUGGCUUUCUCCUUAUCCAGUCCUGCCCUCUUCCCUCCUACACUGAAGCAGUCCCCUUCUUCCCCCUCCCUUCACUCCCACACACAAACUAAUCUUUGAGCUGUCCUGUCCAUGACAAUUGGCUCAAUCCCAGAAGCAACAGCAGCACCAGAACCUGCAACACCAGCAGUACAAAACCCAUAUCUCAGAAUUUUCACUACCUCAGUGGAAAAUCUUACCCAAUUCAGUGUAGCGUGUGUGAGAGUGACUGACGGGUCUUUAUUUUUUCUGAUUAAAUUUUGAGCUUGUUGUGAAUUUGGGUAAAUUGGAAACCCCAAAUACAGAGUGAUGAUAUCUUCAGGGAUAAACCUGGUGAUGACGGUGAUUGGGUUCGCGGUGAGCACUAUGUUCAUCGUGUUCGUGUGCACCAGGCUUGUCUGUGCGAGGAUUCACCUCAAUGUUUCUAGACGCUCCUUCCCGAUAGCUUCCAGAUCCGAUCUCAGUAUUUUGGAGCGGGGAUUGCAUGGCGUUGAACCUGUAGUAGUAGCCAAGUUUCCAACAAAGAAGUACAGUGAUGCAUUUUUUUCAGCAGCAGAAGAUGCUCAAUGCACUGUUUGCCUCGCGGAAUACCAUGGCGAUGAUGUAUUGCGGAUCCUCCCCUAUUGUGAGCACUCCUUCCAUGUGACCUGUAUAGACAUAUGGCUUCAGCAGCAUUCCACAUGUCCUGUUUGUAGAAUAUCACUGCGCGAGUUUCCUGAGAGAAAACGCCGCAUGCAACCCUUGUUCAGUUCGGCUAUUCGGUCUCAUUACGGUACAGAGUCCUUCAAUACCCAUUCUUAUCGCUAUCUCUUGAAUAGUCGAGCAUCAAGAACUCAUGAAAACCAUGGUAUGGAUCCCAUUCAAGAAGAUAAUGCAGCAUCAGAGGGUGAUGCAACAGAUGCCAGGGAGAAUAGCUCCCCCUUAACUGAGAGUAAUCAGAUUUCUAAAGACUCGGCAAAUAAGCACGUAGAAAGCCCAUCAAAUCCGUAGGCACAUUGGUACCUUUGAAUUCAAGAUACAUCCGCUAAUACAUCUGAUCGGGCAGCGAUUGAGAAUGGGUAUGUCGUAAAAGUUUGGAAGUAAAUAGCAUUGUUACCUUCUCUUAGGAAGUUGGUUGUUGGCUCUUCUGCUUGCUGUACAUAUAAUCGAAAAGUGAUUUUACUUUUCGUUUUGAUUCACUUGCUUUUGUUUCGUUGUUCGGGUGGCUGGUCUUGGGCAGUUUUGUUAGAUCAGUUCUACAAGUAGUAGCAGAUAAAGGUUGCUUGCUGGAGGUUAUGUAUUUCACAUGUAUGCCCUUACUGUCAACUCAUUGCCAUGCAAAUGGAGAAAUGGGAUCUGUUUGAGCAC
Molecule: messenger RNA, 1546 nt
Organism: Malus domestica (apple)
Lineage: Eukaryota; Viridiplantae; Streptophyta; Magnoliopsida; Rosales; Rosaceae
Product: RING-H2 finger protein ATL8-like
Source: RefSeq, a predicted model, not a curated record